UCAGCACUUAGCGUGAUUGUGAAGCGACUUGCAGAGUGUUUCAGUCUCAGGAUUGAAGCUUUGUUGUUCAAGUAUCACCAUAUAUAUAUAUUUAGGAACUAAAAAUACCGACAGCUCAUAUGAGCUCAAUGGGAGGCAGAAAUAAACGCACGAAAAAUGCGCGCAAACUGGAUGCGCACGAUGCGCCUUCAUUAGAUCAAUCAAUCAUCGACAAACGUCUGAAUAUUAUACCUGGGGGACGACAGUUAGAGCGAACACCUCCAUCCAAAACUGAAAGCGUCUCAGACCAAAUAUAUAAAGCAGAAUAUUCAACAAUAUCACGGAAGGUGAUCAAAGAAGAGCCGUGCAUACAGGAAAUGACUAUAAACAGUUCCUGCGAUGGGUCAAGUGAAGUUCUCGAGCAUCUUAACGUUAAAGACGAAAGGAAGUCCAUCAGAAGGUCCAGUUUAACAGCUGCAAAAGCCACAUCUGGGAAUGCAGAUCCGGAAACCUUCAUCCAGGGAAUGCAGGGUUACCAGUGGACAAGCACAGACCUGGAAUUUGUCUAUCAAACUAAAUGCAAGAAGAAAGUUCAGCAGCUUCAGCAAAAGAUAAGAGAUGUGCAGAAUGCUCUCAAAAGCACUAGGCAACUGCGGGACGUGGCUGUUGCUGACCAUAAAAAAAUACAAGAAGAGCUUUCAAAGAUGUCGUCGCUUGAAAGGGUGCAGGAAAUGUCCAAGGAGACACUCCUCAAGUCACAAAGCUCCGUUGAGCUCGAAGGGCUCGAUUUCAAAGGUCUGCUAGCUCAACUGAAGGUGUCCGAUGUGCAGCAUUUUACUUCUGAAGAGAGGACGAACAUAGGCAAGCUCAACACAGAGGUGACGAAAGCACAAGCAAUGAGAGAAAAGCAAGAGCAAUUCACAAAGGAAAUUGACACCUGUGAAGGGAACAUCGACCAAAUCAAGGUAAAAAUACAGACACUGACUGCGGAAAUUGCUGCUCUGGAAUCCCAGCGGUCGUCUAAGGAGGCGGCGCCACUCCCUGACAAACCAAGAAAACGAGUCCGGAGAGGUCCUAAACCAACCACCGCCCCAUCUGCCCCGAAACUUUCUAGUAAUGCUUCUUUCUCUCCAAAACGUUUUGUCGACUCAAAACCCUCAUCUGUUCCAAAACGCCCUUCUGCUCGAUCUGCCCCAAAUGGAUCAACUGUCCCCAAACCGCCUACAUCUGCCCCAAAAGCUUCCGCUGCCCCUAAACCCUCCUCUGUCCCAAAAGGAUCAACUGUCCCAAAACCGCCUACAUCUGCCCCAAAAGCUUUUGCUUCCCCUGAACCCUCCUCUGUCCCAAAAGGAUCAACUGUACCCAAACCCCCUACAUCUGCCCCAAAAGCUUCUGCUGCCCCUGAACCCUCCUCUGUCUCAAAAGGGUCAACUGUCCCCAAACCGCCUACAUCUGCACCAAAAGCUUUUGCUUCCCCUGAACCCUCCUCUGUCCCAAAAGGAUCAACUGUACCCAAACCCCCUACAUCUGCCCCAAAAGCUUCUGCUGCCCCUGAACCCUCCUCUGUCCUAAAAGGAUCAACUGUCCCCAAACCGCUUACUUCUCGAUCAGUCCCAAAAAGAUCAACUGCCCCCAAACCGCCUACAUCAGCCCCAAAACCUUCGACUGCCCCUAAACCCUCAUCUGUCCGAAUACCCCCUUCUGCUCGAUCCGCCCCAAAGGGAUCAACUGCCCCCAAACCGCCGAGAUCUCGAUCAGCCCCAAAAGGAUUACUUGCCCCCAUACCACCUACCUCUGGAUAUACCCCAAAAGGAUCACUUGCCCCCAAACCGCCGACAUCUCGGUCAGCCUCAAAUGCUACCACCUCCCCAAAUAUCCCAGGGGGUGAUGUCGGGGGUCUCCGGCGCUCUAAAAGAAUCGCUGCCAAACAAGACAAGUGAGGUAUCUUCUCAAAAAACACUUUGAAUGGCAAAGAUAUUUCAGUUUUUUUCACCUCAUGUUCAUAUAAAGGUGUUUAUUUUAUAACAAAUGUUGAUUUAAGGUCCUAUCUAGGACAGAUGUCUUUUUGAAAACUUCUUUUAAUUCAUAGCAGUACCUUUGUUUAGACUUUAGAGGAACCUAGUUUAUACUUUUAGACUUUGCUGCCCUCUUGUGGAUAUUUGGAGUUUUGCGUUUAUGGACACUGAAUGGUGGUAUUCACAAAUCGAGUGCAAUUAUGUUAGUUUACCCAGCAGUUUACGGCAAUACGUUAAGAGCGCCUGUUCUGCAUGUUGUGUAAUGUAUUAUUUUUUCAGGACACCUCAUGUUAUGAGUGUUUUGCUUAGCACCCUCUUGUAAUGGUUUUCUUGUGGUCUGUUCAGUCCUAACGUUAGUGUUGGCACUGGUUUUGUGU
Molecule: messenger RNA, 2371 nt
Organism: Triplophysa dalaica
Lineage: Eukaryota; Metazoa; Chordata; Actinopteri; Cypriniformes; Nemacheilidae
Exons: 8
Coding region: 120-1919 (599 amino acids)
Source: RefSeq, a predicted model, not a curated record